AUGGCAGCAAGACAGCCCCAAUUUAACCAAACUGUGUUAAUUGACACUGCACCCCUUCCGGCUGACAUACCACCAGUAAAAGAAGUUGGCAGUAGUUCUGCACCAUUACUAUCAGCGAGCUUCUUUAUUGGAGCUAGGUGUAAGCCCUAUAAUGAUGACUUUAUGCAAUGCAAGACAGAGAAUCCUGGAAAAGGGGAGUUUAAUUGUCUCAAAGAAGGAAGAAAGGUCUCCAGAUGUGCAAGGAGCGUUAUCGAAGACGUGAACAAACAUUGCCUGGAUGAGUUCAGAAAGCACUGGUCUUGUCUAGAAAAUAACAAUCAACAACUCUGGCACUGCCGACCAGCUGAGUGGAAGCUCAACCAGUGUGUCUUCGACAGCUUAAAUCUGCAGAAGGUAAUUCCAAAUACUCCUGAAGGAGAGACACCCGUACACCUCCGAAAAAGACAGAUAUAUUCGCAAAAUUAA
Blumeria graminis f. sp. triticale is the source of this 465-nucleotide messenger RNA. Lineage: Eukaryota; Fungi; Ascomycota; Leotiomycetes; Helotiales; Erysiphaceae. The record is from the annotation of a GenBank genome assembly.